GAUAGGGCUGCGCGAAAUCAGAAACGGAGGCUUGAAUUUUAACUCCUUGGCCGGGCGGGUGGAAGAAGAGGUGGCGGACGGGUUUUUUAAAAGAAGGAUAGCCGGGGGAGGGAACCAGGAGCUCGGUGUACCGCUGCUGUCUCAACCCGACACGGCUUCGACAUGGAGCUGGAGAACAUCGUGGCCAACACGGUGCUGCUCAAAGCACGGGAAGGAGGUGGCGGGAACAGGAAAGGAAAAAGCAAGAAAUGGAAGCAGAUGCUGCAGUUUCCCCACAUAAGUUUGUGCGAGGAGCUACGACAGACCACUGAGAAGGACUACUGCAGCCUCUGUGAGCGGCAGCCCAUUGGACGGUUACUAUUCAGACAGUUCUGCGAGACUCGACCCGAGCUGAGACGCUGUGUCAAGUUCCUGGACGCUGUGGCGGAGUACGAGGUAACGCCGGACGAGAAGAGGAAGGAGUGUGGUCAGGAGCUCAUUGAUAAAUACUUCAACCCAAAGUUAAAGGACCAUGUAUCUGAGGUGGAAGAAUCCAUGAUGGCUCAGUGCACUGAGAGGCUGCAGCAGGAGGCCUGCAAGGAGCUUUUCAAGGACUGUACCAAAUUAAUUCACGACUACCUGAGCGUGGCGCCUUUCGCCGACUACCUCGACAGCAUGUACUACAACAGGUUCCUCCAGUGGAAAUGGUUGGAGAGGCAACCAGUGACGAAAAACACAUUCAGACAAUACAGAGUCUUAGGAAAAGGCGGUUUUGGAGAGGUGUGUGCAUGUCAGGUACGAGCCACGGGGAAAAUGUACGCCUGUAAGAAGCUGGAGAAGAAGAGGAUAAAGAAGAGGAAAGGAGAAUCCAUGGCCCUCAAUGAGAAACAGAUCCUGGAAAAAGUGAACAGCAGAUUUGUGGUGAGCUUAGCGUACGCCUACGAGACGAAGGACGCGCUGUGCCUCGUGUUGACCCUCAUGAAUGGCGGAGACCUGAAGUUUCACAUCUAUCACAUGGGCGAAGCGGGCUUCGAUGAGAGGAGGGCCGUCUUCUACUCUGCAGAGAUCUGCUGUGGUCUAGAGGACCUGCACCGAGAACGAAUCGUCUACAGGGACCUAAAGCCAGAAAACAUCCUGCUGGACGACCACGGUCACAUCAGGAUAUCUGACCUGGGUCUAGCGGUCCAUGUACCAGAGGGACAGACCAUCAAGGGACGGGUGGGAACAGUGGGAUACAUGGCUCCGGAGGUGGUGAAGAAUGAGCGCUACACCUUCGCCCCCGACUGGUGGGCGCUGGGCUGCCUGCUCUACGAGAUGAUCGAGGGCCAGUCGCCUUUCCAGCAGAGAAAGAAAAAGAUCAAGAGGGAGGAAGUGGAGCGGCUGGUGAGGGAGGUGGAGGAGGAGUAUUCCAGCAAGUUCUCUGAGGACGCCAAGUCGAUCUGCAAAAUGCUGCUGGCCAAAGAUCCCGCGGAGAGGCUCGGCAGCCAGGGAGGUGGAGCCUCUGAGGUCAAAGCUCACCCCAUCUUCUGCUCCAUCAACUUCAAGCGUCUGGAGGCCGGCAUGCUACAGGCGCCCUUCAUCCCCGAUCCACAGGCCAUCUACUGUAAAGAUGUCCUGGACAUCGAGCAGUUCUCAACGGUGAAAGGUGUCGAACUGGAGCCAAAAGAUGAGUCUUUCUACAGCAAAGUGUCCACAGGCAGCGUUUCUAUUCCAUGGCAAAAUGAGAUGAUCGAGACGGAGUGCUUUGCAGAGCUGAAUGUUUUCUACCAGGAUGGGGCAGUUCCUCCUGACCUGGACUGGAGAGGACAACCGUCUCCUCCGCCCAAACAGGGACUCCUGCAGCGGCUGUUUGGCAGACAGGACUGCUGUGGUAACUGCAGCGACAGCGAUGAGGAGCCCACCAGGCUGUGACACACAAAAACCACAAACUCACAUUUGUUUACAACUUUUGCACAUUUGUAUUUUUAAAGUUAGUACUAUCUCUAAAUGUCAGAAUGUAUAUUUUCAGCAUAGCCAUAAUGUUUAAUGUUAUUUAAAGGUGUGAAGUAUCUGCCGUGGACUGGCGAGGGACAGGAGACGGACUCUCUUUAGUUUAUCAUCGUUGUUAUUUGUCACUGAACUGAAGCCGCUGCUGAAACCGAGCAGCUUCACUGGAAUAAGCGCCUGCUGUAAAAAAAAAAAAAAAAAAACAAUAGAACGAAAGAAAGAAAGUGCCUUGCUCGAGGGCACUGUGGCGGUGGUUACUUUGAUUCGCUUUAUGCAGGAAAGUCGGCGACUUCCUGACCCAUGAACUGUGACCACGUCCUCCGCCCUCCGAUCUGCUGUGACCAACCUCACUGCUUCUUUUUUAACUCUUUGUCUUGUUUGUUUGUUUAUUUGGGACAAAACCACAAAGUUUUGAAUUAAGUCAACAACAUUUUUUUCUUGUGAAUUUCUAGAGACAAUCAUUGCAUGUGUCAGAUCUAAUCAAAUCGAUCAUGAUUUGAAAGGUCCGAUAUUUCUGUCUGUUUUAAAAUACACCACAUUUCUUGUAUUCUCUUGUUAGAGAUUUUGCAACCAGAUUACUCCAGCUCUGAGAGCACCGUCAGGUCUGAAAGGUGAUUUAAAAAGUAAGAAGACAGAGAAGAACUGAAGACAAAAGCAAAUACAGAGAUCAGAUAUUGUGAUACCUCAAAUCUCUGGAACCAAUGACAGCAUUAGUUUGAUGAAAACAGGCUGCUUCGGUUACACGUAUUGGUAAAAUGGCAGGUUUUUGGUACGCAACUUUAAAUUUACAGAAACUCUGAGUUUUUUGCUGGUUUGACCCAUAGGCAGUACAUAAAUAUGGACAACGUGUCUUUUUCCUCAACUUUUUCUCAUUGGCUAAACUGAUACUAGUAUCUCGGGGAUACGAGCAGCGCCAUCUUUUGGUGAUUUAGUUUGGCCCAAGUCCCAUCCACUUGGUGGAGCUUAUGACUUAUACUGCAGCCAGACAUCAGGGGGAGCUCUACUUUCUUUGGCUUCACUUUGAGAAACUGUUCCGGCCUCCAUCUUUAUACUGUCUAUGGGAUUGACCCGAUUUUUUUUUUCCCUAAACUGACCCAUCAUCUGUCUCUGUUUCCUCGUUUAACGAGACAUGCCUUUUUUUAUGUAUUUAUACGGUAAAUAAUUAUUAAGAAACAGAAGAAUUAAACACGUUUAAACAAAUAAUAAUUGCAAACACCACAGCCACUGCCUAAUUUUUGCAUUUAAAACCUCUAAUGUGGUUAUGUUUAAUUUCAACAUCUGUUUAAUCGUAAACAAUUUGGAGCACAAUAGACGAUUUGUAAUAAUUUGAAAAAGAACCCAACAAGAACUAAUCUAAUUGAGACGGUGGACAGAUGUUCUUUGUUUUCAGGGUUUCUGUAAACAUGUUCUUCUCUGUCUUUUGUUCAUGAGUGUUUGAUGGCUGCAUGAUUUGUGCAGGUUCGGUAGUUUAUACAAAGCCUGAGCCUGAAGUUGAUCCAUGGGUCAAAGAGCAUUGCCCUUUGGUUUGAAGUUGUUCAAGUGAAAUACCUCUGGGUGUAUAGAUGGCUGUUAUUGAUGUGAACUGCUAUUUGGGAAACAAAUAGACACCAAAGUCUUAAGAGAAAAUAUCUCGACCAAGUUUGAUCCCUGUUACACUGCAGUCCGUCAUGAAGGCUGAACCAUAACUGAUCGUCACAUUAAAGGGUCAUUUCAUCCAGUUUAUAAAAGAAAUACUGCUUUUCAUCAGACCCAUUAGUGGCAUUUAAUUCAUAUUUGAAAAAUCUCUGCAGCUACAAUAUUAUACUAAGGCUUCAGACAUGCAGGGAGCUGAGAAACUAGCAGGAGCUACUAUUAGCGGGCAAUCUAGGAAGUACUACUAUUAGUUGGGAGGCUAGAAAGCUUGGAGGAGCUAAUAUUAGCUAGGAAGCUAGCAGGUGCUACUAUUACGUCCACCGAGUGUCGGUGGGCUGAAAACGCAUCUUAGCACUACAAGGUCAGGUUUUUUUGUUCAGUUAAGCUAACCUGCUGCUAGCUUUAGCCUUUUCUCGUCUAGCCCUAAAAUAUUAUGACUGAGUGACUCAAUGCCACUAGAGGUUUUGGGUAAUUUGCAUGAAGCAACCCUUUACUAGUGUCUAGCUGCAGGUAGUUAAAGAAUAAAUCUGGUUCAUUUCAGUUUUAUCUUGCGGGUUAACGGCCCAAAAAACGACUAAAUUGAUCGUUUAACUGACUGAUAACUUUAUCGGAAAAUAUCAGAAAACUGUAAAAACAAAAAAUCCAUUUAAAUUUUCCUAUGGCACUUAAAACGUUUUGUCCAAAAUCCUGAAUGUAUGGAUGAAUCGCCAACAUCUGAAUCUAAUAUGAAACGUCUGUGUUCAGUUCACACUUGGUUGGAAACUCCUAUGUUGGUUUUUAAUUCUUCUGUUUGGAUGUUCAUGUUUCUUUGGCCUCAAACCUGUCGAGGAUUUUUUUAUUUUUUAUUUUAAAUCAAAUCAUUGAAACCAAACCAUUUAUCCACAGAAGAUCAAAGAUCCUUAUCCACGGUGCCUUUAGCUGUUUGAAGGUACUGCUCUGGCCUGUAGUUGCCUAUUUUUACUGUAUGUGUUCAUGUAAAAGACUGCUGCUGUACGAGCUUCACUUCCUACUUUGUGUGUUUGUUGUCCAUAAACACCCCGACCUCUAGACUCAACGUGACUUAAUAAAAGACUGAAAGGUCAAGAGGGGUCAGUGGAGCUCGCUAUGGACUUAGUCCUUCAUGUUUCCUUGGCCAUUAGGAACAUUUCAGGGUAUCUUUGUUCUGUUGUUCAUCACUCUUUUCAGAAAUAUUAACUUUGACCAGGCUGAUUGCUAAAAUAAAUUCAAAAAACAAAAUGAGACAGUUUUACCUUUUUCUGUGUCUUCUGCUGUCUUACAAGGGAAAAUACCAACUGUGCCUUGUAGUAGGAUUCACAACUUUGUUAAUGGAUUUUGUCAUAUUGUUUUUGAUAGAAAAUUGGAAGAAAUUUGCUCCAGAGACCAAAACAGACUGUAAACAUGUUUAUUUAACAUGGAGGUCUAUGGGGAUUGGUUCAGUGUAUAUUUAGCAUGUCCAUGCUAGCUUUGUUUUUUCAUGUUUCAGCCACUUUGUUUGGAAUUUCUAUUAAAUUCUACAAACCCGUCCA
Mugil cephalus (flathead mullet) is the source of this 5123-nucleotide messenger RNA. It is a transcript of the gene grk6, whose product is annotated as G protein-coupled receptor kinase 6. NCBI's taxonomy places the organism in Eukaryota, Metazoa, Chordata, Actinopteri, Mugiliformes, Mugilidae. Gene Ontology annotation, molecular function: G protein-coupled receptor kinase activity; ATP binding. Bases 163 to 1890 code for a protein of 575 amino acids. Gene Ontology annotation, cellular component: plasma membrane; cytoplasm. The transcript is spliced from 16 exons. Gene Ontology annotation, biological process: regulation of signal transduction; signal transduction; protein phosphorylation. The record is from RefSeq and is a predicted model, not a curated record.